CCCGCGAUGCCUGCGGAGGUGCCGGCGCCCCGGGGGCUGCGGCGUUUCGCGCUGCUGCUGCUGCUGCUGCUGCCGGGGCUGAGCGCCCGCACCGCGCUGGCUCAACGCUGGCGCAAUGAAAACUAUGAGAGGCCUGUGGACCUGGAAGGCUCCGGGGAUGAUGAUCCCUUUGGGGAUGAUGAGAUGGAUGAUGUCUACUCGGGCUCAGGCUCGGGAUAUUUCGAGCAGGAGUCGGGACUUGAAACAGGAGUGAGCCUCACCACGGACACGUCCAUCACACUCCCCACCACCGCAGCCAUGCUGCCGGUCACGCUGGUGCAGCCCAUGGCCACCCCUUUUGAAACRUUGCCUGUGGAGGACACCACUGCCGAGCAGACCACCAGUGUCUUGUAUAUCCCCAGGAUGACAGAGGCGCCUGUGAUCCCCAGCUGGAAAGCAACCACCAGCAGUACCACUGCCAGAGACUCCUCCAGUACGACCACUACCACCACCACUACCACCACCAGCACCACUGCUGCCAGCACCACCACUACCAGCACCACCAUGGCCACGGCCAAACCCACCACCGUCCGCAGAUUCCUGCCCCCCUUUGUCACCAAGGCAGCCACCACCCGGCCUACCACCCUAGAGACGCCCACCAGCUCCGUCCUUGAGACCAACAUAGCGACAGAGCUGGUCACAUCAUGGCCUUCCCCCUCCAGCACAGCCAAGCCCAGGUCCCUGCCAAAACCAAGUACCUCCAGGACUGCAGACCUCACGGAAAAAAGCACUGUGCUGCCUUCYAGUCCUGCCACGUUGCCGCCCACAGAAGCACCCCAGAUGGAGCCAGGAGACGUGUCAACAGUGCUUGACAAUGAGCUGGAGGUCCGCAUCAGUGGCAGCCCCAGCGGGGACUUUGAGAUCCGGGAAGAGGAAGAAACAACUCGUCCUGAGCUCAAUAAUGAGGUGAUGGCUGCAGUGACUCCUCCACUGGGGCCCGGGCUGGGUAGGAACGCCGAGCCCGGGCUCAUAGACAAUACGAUAGACUCUGGCAACACYGCCGCUCAACUCCCGCAGAAAAACAUCCUGGAGAGGAAAGAAGUGUUGAUAGCGGUGAUUGUGGGUGGCGUGGUGGGAGCCCUCUUUGCUGCCUUCCUAGUAAUGCUGCUUAUCUACCGAAUGAAGAAGAAGGAUGAGGGGAGCUACACGCUGGAGGAACCGAAGCAGGCCAAUGUGACCUACCAGAAGCCUGACAAGCAGGAGGAGUUCUAUGCGUAGAGAAGAGAGCCCGCCGUGCCUCGCGCGCCCUCCCUUCCUGCCUCAAACUCUCYCCCUCUCUACUACAACCAACUUCCCUCUCUUUUUCUCUUUCCUGGAUCAGACUGUGAAUUUGAAAAAGGA
Molecule: messenger RNA, 1380 nt
Organism: Nothoprocta perdicaria
Lineage: Eukaryota; Metazoa; Chordata; Aves; Tinamiformes; Tinamidae
Gene: SDC3
Product: syndecan 3
Exons: 5
Coding region: 7-1257 (416 amino acids)
Biological process (GO): cell migration
Cellular component (GO): cell surface; membrane
Source: RefSeq, a predicted model, not a curated record